UCUGGAUUGGCUACUGUGGGUUUGUGUUGCAUGAACGCAGCCCAUCACAGCAUCUAGAGAUCUACCACGUGACUUUUGCACGGUGCAUUUUAAUGAAUGAGCCGAUAAAAGUUUAACUAAUGUCACUUGACUGUCAGGGUUGAGUGUUUUUGAAGUGUUGUGUCCAAGGAGUGUCGGCAGAGAGCAGCAAGGGCUCCCUCUGUGUCUGCUUCAUGUGAUGCUGAUCUGUCACAGUGGUUGACCAGGACUGGCAAACUGGGGCACAUCUUGGGAUUGGUGACAUGUCUCUGUACCGAAAUGCCAUCUGGUUUUGGAAUGGGAUCCACCAAUAUACAAGGAAGGGAUAUGAGGCAGCAUGUAAAGACUUUGAGCCCAAAGACCUGGACGUGUCCGUUGUGGGACGGUCUUUUAUGAUCACUGGAGCCAACAGUGGGAUCGGCAGGGCCACAGCCAUGGCUAUAGCCAAGAAAGGUGGGACCGUCCACAUGGUGUGUAGGAACAGGGACAAAGCAGAAGAGGCCAGGUCGGACAUUGUCAAUAAGUCUGGGAACACGGAGGUGUACAUCCAUGUUGUGGACAUGUCGGAGACACGCAAAGUCUGGGAGUUUGCAGAGGCCUUCAGGAAGCAGCAUUCAUCCUUGAAUGUGCUGAUAAAUAACGCAGGGUGUAUGGUGCACAAGAGAGAGCUGAAUGCUGAGGGCCUGGAGAGGAACUUUGCUACCAACACUAUGGGGGUGUACAUCCUUACCCAGAGUCUGAUACCACUUAUACAGAAGAGCCGGGAUCCAAGGGUGAUCACUGUGUCCUCGGGCGGCAUGCUGGUCCAGAAACUCCUAGUCGAUGACUUGCAGUCAGAGAAGGGCAGCUUUGAUGGUGUCAUGGUCUACGCCCAGAACAAGAGGCAGCAGGUGGUGCUGACACAACAGUGGGCCAAAGCCAACCCAGUCAUUCACUUCUCUGUGAUGCAUCCAGGCUGGGUCGAUACACCAGCUGUCUCCACAUCAAUGCCUCAGUUCCACCACAUGAUGGGUGACAGGCUGCGCGGCGUAGAGCAAGGAGCCGACACUGUCGUGUGGUUGGCCUUGUCUAGAGCUGCUGCCAGAACACGCAGCGGGCAGUUCUUUCAAGAUCGUAAACCUGUUCCUGUCCACAUGCCUCUGGCCUGGACUCACAGCUCUGCUGAAGAGAUCCAGAGUUUCAUGACUCAGCUGGAAACUUUGGCCAGAGCCGUUCAGUCACAGCCUGACGUAGAGCUUAACGGUCCCUCCAGACCUCAGUUUGUCUGAAAGCUGAUUCAAAUGUUAAACCAUAUGUAACCCAUUAAAGCAUUAGUUACAAUAACAUCAGCUCCUGGAAAACAAACCACAGUUAUCAUGCUUAGUCUUGUUUGUCUAAUUUCUACACAGCCAUAUUUUCAGGAUGGCUCAUAGUUCAGUGAUGACAUUUGUGAUGUCAUCAUGUGGUAACUGUCUGCAUGGAAUAUGUCAGGCUCUAUUGACUUAAAGACAAAUGUCAUUGAUUUAGACUGAAUAUCUCAUUAGCAGUUACUGAACACGAAACAUGCCUGUCUAUUAUCUAGAUCAGUGGCUCCAAAACUUAUUCCUUCAGGGAGGCCUUUUCUAUCACUGAGUAAACUGACCUCUCACUAUCUUAAAGAUAUUUCACAUUAUAUUCACUGUAACAAUAACAGCACAGAACAACUGAUAAACUGUACAAUUAGCUUAAAUAGUGAACGCAAUACCUACAGGAAGAGUUUUCAUGUUUUGUUUUGGGAACUUUUUGCACAAUUCUUUUUCUGUAAUAUGUAUUUUAAUUUUUUUUAACGAUACAUACUUAAAAGGCUUUAUUUAUGGAGAAAUUCAGGGGUUUCUUCCAAAAUGUGGGACGAGGAUGUGUGAAUAUAGCUUGCAUUCGGGUCUUCAGUGCACCCUUUUCCUGUGAGAUCUUUUUGAGUUUGUAGCUUGAAUAAUAAUCUAAACUUUAAAAAAUGUCAAUUUCUUUCAGUUUUCUUCAAAGAAAUGAAUGACGUGCUAAGAUACGGGCCUAUUGUGUAGUUUAAAACGGUGGUUCCCAACCGGUGGGUCACCGGUUCAUUCUGAAUGGAUCUGCAAGUGACUCUGAAGCAUGUCAAGUUUGUGAAAAACACUUUAUUUUCAAGUACAGUGCAUUUCUGGCACAGAGCGUUUAUUCUGAAGUGCUGUUUCCUGCUGUAGAGUGAGUGACUAACAGCAAACUAGCUCAACGACAUGGCCAAAUUCAAGUGUGGACUUGAACUAAUGACUAAGAGGAAAUCUGGACCCUGGGGCUGGACCAGUUGGGAACCACUGGUUUUAAACAAGUUUUCUAGUAACCCUUAAAAUCAGGAAGGCCUCAAAACACCCCGUGAAGCUUUGGUGACCCCUAGUGGAGGCUGGGAUCCCAGGUUUCAAGCCAGUGAUAUGGAUCAGUGGUUCUCAACCAUUCUCAAAAAGUGAUACACAUUAGGUCACAGAACCCUGUGUGACCUCCAUCUGAAAAGAUUUUGGUCGUCAGAUAUGAUUAAAACCUGAAUUCUGUAGUUUUCAAAGAUAGUUGAGGAGAUAAGCGUGCACAAAGUGAGUCCUGUGAUCAGACUUGUCACUGAUGUCUCUUACUUAUACCAGUCUCACUUUUAUAGUGUAUUAAAUAGUGAAAAUAAACUGUUAACUAUUUUUCUGGGGACACUCAGAACUCCCCAAGAGGACCCCUGAUU
Molecule: messenger RNA, 2731 nt
Organism: Epinephelus fuscoguttatus (brown-marbled grouper)
Lineage: Eukaryota; Metazoa; Chordata; Actinopteri; Perciformes; Serranidae
Product: dehydrogenase/reductase SDR family member 12-like
Exons: 10
Coding region: 282-1286 (334 amino acids)
Source: RefSeq, a predicted model, not a curated record